AUGCUUACCCCGGCUAUCCUGGUGCCAUGGCUCCUGACAAUCGUCCCCGCAGCAUCAGCUAGUAGUCUCCUUCAGUACAAUGCGACACUAGGCGAGGGUCGGAUAGAAUGCGUCUACCCAAUCAGCGGGCAAUAUGCCCUUCUCCAGCGAGUCCUCUACUAUGGCCUGCUCCUUUUCUCCAUCGUCAGUCGCAAGACGCCAUGGUUGGUGGCUGGUGCGCUAGGUGCGGCCAUGACCUACGCCGCAUCAGCCGCCGUCCAUGCAACCAUUCUGGCAGGCAUAUCGCGUGAUUCUCUGCUUGAUCUGGAUUGUCUUGGGAUUUUUGCCAUCGUCAGCGUGGGAAGCUUGGUCGUGACUGUAUUCUUCCAUGGGUCUGAACUGCUGCGCGAAUCGCCGGCUCGCCCGGUGUUCCAAUACUGGGGGUUACUGAUGGUGGUUGGCACAGUCUGUGCCGUUGUGGCGAUGUUGAGAGACUAUCCCGGCGAGGAGAGAUGUACAUCUAUACCGAGUGAUGGGGCCGACACCACAGAACCUAUACUGCUGACGAGCACGGCACAAUUGGAUUUGCUGCUGUUCAACUGCACGUACGCCUGCUUCAGGACACGACAGGUCUUUCGAGACCCGAGCGACAUUCGCGUGGUACCAGCUGGCACGGUAUCCAUUCAGAGGUUCAGAUUAUUAGCAGCCUCAAUCUGCCUCUCGAUAUUCCUCGGAGCGGUGGUCUCACUCUACCGUCUCCUCCGCCGCUACGCAAAACAGAGGCAAUCGAUGGCCCAGAAGAAGUUGGCUGGUGGUCAGAAGCGCGGCCGGCCGGGGUUGAUGACUGGUCUGUUGUCAAGUGCCUGUGCGGUCGUCAUCGUCCUGAAUGAGGUUUUCAUACAUCUCCACAAUGACAUCCCUACCAGCGAACCGCCGUAUGCUGUGGGACAAUGGGGUCCAUGGGUCGCUGUGAUCAUGGCGUUGGCGGGAUCUGCCAUUGUAGAGUAUCACCGACCAGCCUGGGAGGAGCGCCAGCGGAUAUUGAGAGAGGAGGGCGUGCUUGCACAAGGGGAGAAGGACCCGUCACUCUUUGCGUCGGUGUGGAUGCGCUUGAGGAAUAUGGCAGGGAAAUUGCCAGCUACGGAGACAGACUCUGGGGCUGAAAUCGUGCAGUGGCCAGAAGCAGCCUGGCGAAGGGGAUUACCUAGUUAG
Aspergillus novofumigatus IBT 16806 is the source of this 1191-nucleotide messenger RNA. RefSeq lists its product as uncharacterized. Lineage: Eukaryota; Fungi; Ascomycota; Eurotiomycetes; Eurotiales; Aspergillaceae. The record is from RefSeq and is a predicted model, not a curated record. The coding region runs from base 1 to 1191 and encodes 396 amino acids. The transcript is spliced from 2 exons.